Messenger RNA from Zingiber officinale, 1026 nucleotides. Its product is annotated as meiotic nuclear division protein 1 homolog. Lineage: Eukaryota; Viridiplantae; Streptophyta; Magnoliopsida; Zingiberales; Zingiberaceae. The record is from RefSeq and is a predicted model, not a curated record. Gene Ontology annotation, biological process: reciprocal meiotic recombination. Gene Ontology annotation, cellular component: nucleus. The transcript has 10 exons. The coding region runs from base 105 to 728 and encodes 207 amino acids. Gene Ontology annotation, molecular function: double-stranded DNA binding.
UGCAUUUUUUUCCUCCUACAAAGUAAAAUGAUGUCGCCGGAUCAAACCGCUCCGCUCGAUGUGAUUUCUCCAUCGUCUCGCCGCCCUCGCAGUCGGAUCUUCGGAUGUCAAAGAAAAGAGGACUUUCUUUGGAGGAGAAGCGUGAGCAGAUUCUCCAAAUCUUUUAUGAGUCCCAAGACUUCUUCCUUCUUAAAGAGCUUGAGAAGUUGGGCCCAAAGAAAGGUGUCAUAAGUCAGUCAGUGAAGGAUGUUUUGCAAAGCUUAGUGGAUGAUGAUCUGGUUAUGAAGGACAAAAUAGGCACUUCCGUAUACUUUUGGAGUCUGCCUAGUUGUGCUGGUAAUCAGUUGAUAAACACACGAACCAAACUAGAAUCUGAGCUUGGAAACUGUAGAAAGCGCUUGUCUGAAGUUACUGGACAGAGGGACAACUUAAAAAAAGGCAGGGAGGAGUCUGAUGAGAGAGAGGCAGCAUUAGAAGAGCUCAAGGCUGUUGAGUUACAGCAUAAGAAGCUAAAGGAAGAAUUAGCCUGCUAUGCAGAUAAUGAUCCAGCUGCGUUGCAAAAAAUGAAAGAUGCAACUGAGGUUGCACAUGCAGCAGCUAAUAGAUGGACAGACAACAUAUUUACCUUACAACAAUGGUGUUCAACCAACUUCCCACAAGCAAAAGAACAGCUUGAACACAUGUACAAGGAGGUUGGGAUAACUGAUGACUUUGAAUACCUACAGUGAUUUUCUGAGACCCUCCUUGCUCUAUACUUCAAGAGCCAAUACCUUCUAUAGCGAGGUUACUUGACAUGGUUAAAUUUUGAAACAAUGGCACUACUAGUGUCCCUUUCCCUUCCAAAAGAUCAAACUUGGUGAACAUUUACUUCUAUUUUGGAUGCCAGUUGUCAUCGUACUCAUGUCUGCUGUGCUGUGCAGUUUUACGUUUUUUGUUAGAAUCAUUAUUAGCCUCCAAUACUUCGUCAAGAGACUCAUGUUGGUCAUGUUUUGUAUCACAUUUCGGUCAAUGCAGGUAGUUUUACAA